AUAUUUAUACUGACGCCGAAACUCUAGUGAGUAUACACAGGAGCUUAAAAGUGGAAAAGGUCAUGUCAUGGCCGGUCCCAAUGGGCCGGUCACGAAACAAUCCUCUGGUCAAUUUAUCGGAGCAACCAGAUGCCUGCGAAAGCUCGCCAUGGCCGCAUUUGCGACGAAAAUGUCACGCGUGAACGCCAUUAUGGAGAGUAUUGAAGGCAACACACAUGUUGCAACGAUCCGCGCUUGGAGGGAACGAGGUUUAAAUGCUGAGUUCAUACACGAACUCACUCGAGGAGAAGGGGAACGUUGUUCAAAAACAGCAGAGGAUCUAGUUUCAUUCCUGGCACACGGCUCCCCCGUGGCUCGUCUUAUCUUUCAGGAGAUACUCACCGUUAAAGCGGUCGAAAAGGUCGACAAAGUCGGCUUCGGACACCACCAGAAGCUGAUAGUUGGAGAGGUCUUGCCAGCCAAUGCCUUUUACCUCCAAGAACUCUUGAGGGCUUGUUUAAUUGACGCGCGAGUGUUUCAUGCUGACUUGUCGCAUCAUGCCAAGAGCGCCUUAGUUGAUCAGUUCAAUGACCCUCACAGUACUUUCAAAAUCCUGAUCAUGCUUUAUGAUGUCGGUGCAGUGGGGCUUAACUUGCACCACGCUUGUAACCGUGUGGUUAUUGCAAGUAUCCCUAGAAGCCGAGCGCAGGAAAGCCAGCUCCGGGGCCGGGCACUAAGAAUAACUUCUGAAUUUCCCCUGACUGUUGUCAGGAGAAUUACAAACAAUUCUCAUGACCAGUUUCGUUCUGUGAGACAGGCUGAUAAGGCAGCAUUACAACUCGCCGCAAACGCGCAUGAUCCUUCCAUAAAGACGCUCCUUGUAGACCUCUUGAACGAGUUCCAGGGCGAAGUGAACAAUUGUCAUGAUGACCCAGCAUGCAGGGCCUUACUGUGCGAGACAAAAGGGGAUCAGACUGCCAGAAGCCCCAAGAGAAAAUUGAGAGAUCGUGCAAAGACAAAUCACACUGAAAACAGUGAUGAUUCGGACAGUGAGGAAGAUGUUAAGGUGGAUGACAAAAGCGACCCUGAUUAUUUCGAUGGAGAAACCGACAAACUGGACGACAGGGACUCUGAUGACGAUAUGUCAUCAGAAUCUUCACAAAUUCAAGAUGAUGAGGACAGUGGAAUACUUCUAUCCCCAGGGCUUGAGGCGAUUCUAUCUGAACGACAACCAGAUGACGAAACACGUCAUAAAAUGACAUUGUUGCAACUGACCCCCGGGAGAGUUUGGAAAGAAGCCGACCUUUUGGAUGAUAGGUCUAUGAAAAUUGCACUGAGACUACUGUACAACAAAGUUCAUGGCAUUGAGCAUCUCCACCUCACGAAGUCGAUCCACAUCAAGUACAAACUUUUUCCUCAGACAAUGAUCGACAAAGUUGGAAAGGAUAGAGAGCCCAUUGCAGAGAAGAAGGAGAUUGCUAAAAACAAAUGUAACUAGAUGGGGAUGAUUUUGGGCUUGUUAGGCCUCAAAGACAGUUAGCUAGGCCGCGGUACCUUUCAGUAGGUUAGCGAUUAUCCAGCAUAUUUCUGACAAUCCCAUUGUGCAUAUCUUCACUGGUGUCACGUCCUGCAGCUGAUCGAUGAUAAAGGGUCAUUGCUUUUCGUAAGAGACUCGGGGU
Aspergillus wentii DTO 134E9 is the source of this 1658-nucleotide messenger RNA. RefSeq lists its product as uncharacterized. Bases 68 to 1477 code for a protein of 469 amino acids. NCBI's taxonomy places the organism in Eukaryota, Fungi, Ascomycota, Eurotiomycetes, Eurotiales, Aspergillaceae. The record is from RefSeq and is a predicted model, not a curated record. The transcript is spliced from 2 exons.